ACACGGUUCGUCCACUCCUCUCCAAAAAAACGUCUUAUCCACUUCCGCCCCUUGGCGAAAAAACAACAUCUUAUCCACCCCCACUCCUCUCGAAAAAACAACAUCUUAUCCACUUCCCGUCCCUUGCGGAAAACAUCUUACCCACUCCCACCCCUCUCAAAAAAAGUUAAAAAAACAUCUUAUCCACUCCCACUCUCCUCGGAAAACGUCUUAUCCACUUCCAGUUGGCUCGGAAAACUACUUAUCCACUCCCACUCCUCUCAAAACACAUCUUACCCACUCCCGCUCCUCUCAAAAAACAUCUUAUAUCCACUCCCGCUCCUCUCGAAAAACGUCUUAUCCACCACCACUCCCCUCUGAAAGAGAAACACCCUAUCGAGCUGACGCUCUCAACGCAUGUCCUGAGCCAAGGUAGCAAGCCGGGUAAUGGCCCCGGAGCUGAAUAACGAACUUGAUAACGAGGUUGAUGAGGAUGACGCUGACAACAAGGCUGCCAAGGACGAGGCUGACGAGGAUGAGGCUGAGAACGUGGCUAAUGAUGACCCUGAUGAUGACAAGCGUCAUAAUGAGCCAGACAACGAGCCGGAUAAUGAGCCGGAUAAUGAGCCGGAUAAUGAGCCGGAUAACGAGCUUGAGAAUGAGGUUGAUGAGGAUGACGCUGACAGCCAGGCUGCCCAGGAUGUGACUGACAACAAGGCUGAAGAGCACGAGGCUGACGAAGACGCUGACGAUGACAAGCCUCAUAAUGAGCCAGAUAACGAGCCGAAUACCGAGCUUGAGAAUGAGGUUGACGAGGAUGACGCUGACAGCGAGGCUGCGCAGGAUGAGAUUGACCACAAGGCUAAAGAGGAUGCGGCUGAGAACACGGCAGACGACGACGCUGAUGAUGAUCCUCUUGACAACACUGACGAGGCUGAUAGCAAGGCAAGACUGACAAUGACGCUGACAAUGAUACUGACAGCAAUACGAAAACACAAAGCCAAUGGCAGUGAGAGGGGUCACAAAUGAGACUGACAAUGAGAGUGGUCACAAGACUGAAAAUGAGACUGACAGCAAGGUCAGCGUUGAAGCUGGCAGGCAAUGGCAGUGAGAGGGGUCACAAAUUUCAGUGAAGUCCCUUUCCCAGUCGGCGAUUYGCAGYUAUCUCCUCUUGCACUCAAGUSUAGUCCCUUGCGAUGUGCAGAASGKCAYCAAGAAGARCAAAGGCUGCCUCCAGCGGUCACAAAWCUCAGUGAAGUCCCUCGCCMAGUUGCACUUUCACAACUUUCUCCCCUUUCACCAAAGCCCACUCCCCUACCAUAUAUGGAAUGCGUUCAGUGAAUAYAGUCUGCCUCAGACAGAUACAAGAGGAAGGAAUGUGUCACAGAAAGAACGAAGAAAAUGCUCCAUGACAUGGUGAGACAAGAAGAGCAAAGGGCUGCAUCCCCYAUAUCUUCUGUCUUCUUAUCAAUAAACCCUCCAACAGGUCUUCUUAUCAAUAAACCCUCCAACAGUAAAACCUUCAACAGGUC
Messenger RNA from Chara braunii, 1511 nucleotides. Lineage: Eukaryota; Viridiplantae; Streptophyta; Charophyceae; Charales; Characeae. The record is from the annotation of a GenBank genome assembly.